Messenger RNA from Macadamia integrifolia, 674 nucleotides. RefSeq names its product protein PHOSPHATE-INDUCED 1-like. Bases 1 to 543 code for a protein of 180 amino acids. Lineage: Eukaryota; Viridiplantae; Streptophyta; Magnoliopsida; Proteales; Proteaceae. The transcript is spliced from 2 exons. The record is from RefSeq and is a predicted model, not a curated record.
AUGGACAUCUCGAUGAGGAGCUUGACUGACACUCUCAGAGGCUUGAGUAUGGAGAGUGUUCUGACAGCCGCAGAUGUCACCGUCGAGAGCUUCUGUAUGGAUACAUGCGGAAGCCAUGGUUCCCAAGGCAAGAAAUCGAAGUUCGCUUACAUCUGGGUUGGUAACUCAGAGACUCAGUGCCCGAGUCAAUGUGCUUGGCCCUUCCACCAGCCCACCUAUGGUCCUCAGAACCCACCAUUGGUCUCCCCAAACAAUGAUGUGGGCAUGGAUGGAAUGGUUAUGAAUCUGGCUAGUCUCUUGGCUGGAACUGCUACUAACCCUUUUGAGAAUGGUUUCUAUCAAGGCCCGGCUGAGGCACCAUUGGAGGCAGCUUCAGCUUGCCCUGGUAUCUAUGGAAAGGGGGCUUACCCUGGUUAUCCAGGGGAUCUGUUGGUGGAUCCAACUACUGGUGCUAGCUACAAUGCCAACGGUGCAAAUGGAAGGAAGUACUUGCUUCCAGCUCUGUUUGAUCCUUCCACAUCCUCAUGCUCUACACUUGUCUAAGAAUUAGGGAGAAGAACCAGAAAGUUGUAUAUAGAUAUCAUACAAGCAAGUAUGGUUAUAGGUUUUUAGAUUUAUGUGUGAUGUAAUUCGUUGAUUCAUUAAUUUAUUCAUUCUAUUAUUUUUUGGAUAAA